CCGGAGUGUAGAUCGGGGAAAGGGAAGGGGAUAGCUGGUUGCUACAAUAGCUAGUAUAUAAACACAAAUUUAAAAGCACAUUGAGUAGCAAGAUACGGUGGUCACUGGGAAACCGCCAUCGGACAAGUUCCGGUCACCAUUGGGUGCCAGGAGAGUCUUGGUGGCGUUUCAGAGGUGUUCCUUCUUACAAAGCGGCGUGCCGGGGGAGGACGCGUCUCUUUGAAUAGACAGGAUGCACGGACCGCCUUCCAGCGACAGCGCAUGCCCAUUGCGCCUCAUCAAGAGAGUGCAAUUCGGCGUCCUCAGCCCUGAUGAACUUAAACGGCUGUCCGUUACUGAAGGGGGCAUCAAGUACCCCGAGACCACAGAAGGAGGACGCCCUAAAUUGGGGGGACUUAUGGACCCCCGGCAAGGGGUAAUUGAAAGGUCAGGCAGAUGCCAGACGUGUGCAGGUAACAUGACUGAGUGCCCUGGUCAUUUUGGUCACAUUGAGCUGGCUAAGCCAGUCUUUCAUGUUGGCUUCAUCACAAAGAUCAUGAAGGUCCUCCGAUGUGUCUGCUUCUUCUGUUCAAAACUGCUUGUGGACGCGAACAAUCCAAAAAUCAAAGAUAUCUUGACCAAGUCGAAGGGGCAGCCACGUAAGCGUCUGACCCACGUCUAUGACCUCUGUAAAGGCAAAAACAUUUGUGAGGGUGGAGAGGAGAUGGACAACAAGUUUGGUGUGGAGCAGCAGGAGACUGAAGAAGACCUCACCAAAGAGAAGGGUCAUGGAGGCUGUGGCAGGUACCAGCCACGUAUCCGUCGCUCUGGCCUGGAGCUGUAUGCUGAGUGGAAGCACGUGAACGAAGACUCACAGGAGAAGAAGAUUCUUCUCAAUCCUGAACGUGUGCAUGAGAUCUUCAAACGCAUUUCGGAUGAAGAGGACAUGAUCUUGGGCAUGGACCCCAAAUACGCCCGUCCUGAGUGGAUGAUUGUCACUGUGUUGCCCGUGCCUCCUCUUGCUGUGAGACCGGCUGUGGUCAUGCAGGGCUCUGCUAGAAACCAGGAUGAUUUAACACACAAGUUGGCUGACAUUGUAAAGAUCAAUAACCAGCUGAAGCGAAAUGAGCAGAGUGGAGCUGCAGCGCAUGUUAUAGCAGAGGAUGUCAAGCUGCUUCAGUUCCACGUGGCCACAAUGGUAGACAAUGAACUGCCAGGUCUACCUAGGGCAAUGCAAAAGUCUGGUCGUCCACUAAAAUCUAUCAAGCAGAGGCUAAAGGGUAAGGAAGGACGUGUCAGAGGUAAUCUGAUGGGGAAGCGUGUAGAUUUCUCCGCCCGAACUGUCAUCACGCCAGACCCCAACCUGCAGAUCGACCAGGUGGGCGUUCCCCGUUCCAUCGCCGCAAACAUGACCUUCCCUGAGAUUGUCACACCCUUUAACAUUGACAGACUCCAAGAGCUUGUGAGGAGAGGUAACAGUCAGUACCCUGGAGCCAAAUAUAUCAUCCGAGACAACGGGGACAGAAUUGACCUGCGAUUCCACCCUAAACCAAGUGACCUUCACCUUCAGAUUGGAUACAAAGUUGAACGACACAUGUGUGAUGGAGACAUCAUUGUGUUCAACAGACAGCCUACGCUGCACAAAAUGUCUAUGAUGGGCCACAGAGUGCGAAUCUUGCCUUGGUCAACAUUUCGACUCAACCUCAGUGUGACAACCCCAUACAAUGCCGACUUUGAUGGCGAUGAGAUGAACUUGCACUUGCCACAGUCCCUGGAGACCCGUGCUGAGAUCCAAGAGCUGGCCAUGGUGCCUCGUAUGAUUGUUACACCACAGUCCAACAGACCCGUCAUGGGUAUUGUGCAGGACACACUGACAGCUGUGCGCAAGUUCACCAAGAGAGAUGUCUUCUUGGAGAGGGGUGAGGUGAUGAACCUCCUCAUGUUUCUCUCCACAUGGGACGGCAAAGUGCCCCAACCGGCUAUCUUGAAGCCGCGACCUCUCUGGACUGGCAAACAGAUCUUCAGCUUGAUCAUCCCUGGGCACAUUAAUGCCAUCCGCACACACAGCACUCACCCUGAUGAAGAGGACAGUGGCCCUUACAAACACAUCUCCCCUGGGGACACUAAGGUGAUUGUGGAGAACGGUGAGCUGAUCAUGGGGAUCCUGUGUAAGAAGUCAUUGGGAACCUCAGCUGGCUCUCUUGUCCAUAUCUCAUACCUUGAGAUGGGCCAUGACAUCACACGACUCUUCUAUUCUAACAUCCAGACUGUCGUCAACAACUGGCUGCUCAUUGAGGGUCACUCUAUUGGUAUUGGAGACUCCAUUGCCGAUAAGGCAACAUAUCAGGACAUUCAGAACACGAUUAAGAAAGCCAAACAGGAUGUGAUAGAGGUCAUUGAGAAAGCCCACAACAAUGAGUUGGAGCCCACCCCAGGUAACACUCUGAGACAGACCUUUGAGAACCAGGUCAACCGCAUUCUGAACGAUGCUCGAGACAAGACUGGAUCAUCUGCCCAGAAGUCAUUGUCUGAGUACAACAAUUUCAAAUCCAUGGUGGUGGCUGGUUCAAAAGGCUCUAAAAUUAACAUUUCUCAGGUUAUUGCUGUGGUGGGGCAGCAGAACGUUGAGGGUAAGCGAAUCCCCUUCGGUUUCAAGCACCGCACUCUCCCUCACUUCAUUAAAGAUGACUAUGGUCCAGAGAGUAGAGGCUUCGUAGAAAACUCCUAUCUGGCCGGUCUCACACCAACUGAGUUUUUCUUUCACGCCAUGGGAGGCAGAGAGGGUCUGAUCGACACAGCUGUCAAAACUGCUGAGACCGGUUAUAUUCAGCGUCGUCUGAUCAAGUCUAUGGAGUCUGUUAUGGUAAAGUAUGAUGCUACAGUCAGAAACUCCAUUAACCAAGUUGUCCAGCUGAGGUAUGGAGAGGAUGGUCUGGCAGGAGAGGCUGUGGAGUUCCAAAACAUGGCUACCCUUAAGCCAUCCCACAAAGCCUUUGAGAAAAAGUUCAAGUUUGACUACACCAAUGACCGAGCUCUCCGCCGCACUCUACAGGAAGAUGUGGUGAAAGAUCUGAUGACCAAUGCCCAUGUCCAGAGUGCUCUAGAGAGAGAGUUUGAGAAGAUGAAGGAAGACCGAGAGAUCUUGAGGGCCAUUUUCCCCACAGGCGACAGCAAGGUGGUACUACCGUGCAAUUUGGCCAGAAUGAUCUGGAAUGCUCAGAAGAUUUUCCGCAUCAAUCCUCGAACACCAACUGACCUCAAUCCAGUACGAGUAGUGGAAGGAGUUCAUGAGUUGAGUAAGAAGCUGGUGAUUGUAAAUGGUGAAGACCAGCUAAGCAGGCAAGCCCAGGAGAAUGCCACUCUGCUGUUCAACAUCCACCUGCGCUCCACCCUGUGCUCCAAGCGAAUGACUGAGGAGUUCCGUCUUAGCACAGAGGCUUUUGAAUGGCUGCUAGGAGAGAUAGAGACCAAAUUUAACCAGUCCAUUGCUCACCCUGGUGAGAUGGUAGGUGCUCUUGCUGCCCAGUCUCUGGGAGAGCCUGCUACUCAGAUGACCCUGAACACAUUCCACUACGCCGGUGUGUCCGCCAAAAACGUCACUCUCGGUGUGCCUCGACUCAAAGAGCUUAUCAACAUCUCCAAGCGACCCAAGACCCCCUCCUUGACCGUCUUUCUCCUGGGCCAAGCGGCCCGUGAUGCAGAGAGGGCCAAAGAUAUCCUGUGUCGGUUGGAGCACACAACCCUGCGCAAGGUCACUGCCAACACAGCCAUUUAUUAUGACCCUAACCCACAGAACACUGUGGUGACUGAGGAUCAGGAGUGGGUCAACGUGUACUAUGAGAUGCCUGACUUCGACGUGACCCGCAUUUCACCCUGGCUGCUGCGUAUCGAGCUUGACCGCAAACACAUGACUGACCGUAAGCUGACUAUGGAGCAGAUCGCAGAGAAGAUCAAUGCAGGAUUUGGUGAUGAUCUUAAUUGCAUCUUCAAUGAUGACAAUGCUGAGAAACUGGUUUUGCGAAUCCGCAUCAUGAAUAGUGACGAGAACAAGUUUCAAGAGGAUGAGGAGGUAGUGGAUAAGAUGGAUGAUGAUGUCUUCCUUCGCUGCAUUGAAUCCAACAUGCUGACAGACAUGACACUGCAAGGCAUUGAGCAGAUCAGCAAGGUGUACAUGCAUCUACCACAGACUGACAACAAGAAGAAAAUCAUCAUCACAGAAGAGGGAGAGUUUAAAGCUUUGCAAGAGUGGAUCCUGGAAACUGAUGGAGUCAGCCUCAUGAGGGUCCUCAGUGAGAAGGAUGUGGACCCUGUCAGAACCACCUCCAAUGACAUUGUGGAGAUUUUCACUGUUCUUGGUAUUGAGGCUGUGCGUAAGGCUCUGGAAAGAGAGUUAUACCACGUCAUCUCUUUCGACGGUUCUUACGUUAACUACCGCCAUCUUGCCUUGCUGUGUGACACGAUGACCUGCAGGGGUCACUUGAUGGCCAUCACUCGUCACGGUAUCAACAGGCAGGACACUGGACCGCUAAUGAAGUGCUCUUUUGAAGAGACGGUGGAUGUGUUGAUGGAAGCCUCAUCUCAUGGUGAAUGUGACCCAAUGAAAGGAGUGUCUGAGAAUAUCAUGCUGGGGCAGCUGGCUCCUGCAGGCACUGGUUGCUUUGAUCUGCUGUUGGAUGCUGAAAAGUGCAAGUAUGGUAUGGAGAUUCCCACCAACAUCCCUGGUAUCAGUGUUGCAGGACCCACGGGUAUGUUCUUUGGCUCUGCCCCCAGCCCCAUGAGUGGCAUGUCUCCUGCCAUGACUCCCUGGAACACUGGAGCGACUCCUGCAUAUGGUGCUUGGUCUCCCAGUGUUGGAAGCGGAAUGACACCAGGUGCUGCAGGCUUCUCUCCCAGCGCUGCGUCUGAUGCCAGCGGCUUCUCACCUGGUUAUUCUCCUGCCUGGUCUCCUACUCCUGGUUCUCCUGGAUCCCCUGGACCAGCUAGCCCUUAUAUCCCCUCACCAGGAGCCUUGUCUCCAAAUUACUCUCCAACUUCUCCUGCCUACGAGCCUCGUUCUCCUGGUGGAUACACCCCACAGAGCCCUGGUUACUCUCCAACCUCUCCAUCAUACUCUCCGACUUCGCCAUCUUAUUCUCCCACCAGUCCAAACUACAGCCCCACAUCUCCGUCCUACUCUCCCACAUCACCCUCCUACUCUCCAACUUCGCCGUCUUAUUCUCCAACAUCUCCAAGCUACUCUCCGACUUCACCUUCUUACUCUCCGACUUCACCGUCUUACUCCCCGACUUCACCAUCCUACUCGCCAACAUCCCCCAGCUAUAGCCCAACGUCCCCCAGUUAUAGCCCAACCUCACCGAGUUACAGCCCCACGUCUCCGUCUUAUUCCCCAACUUCUCCAUCUUAUUCCCCGACCUCCCCGUCUUACUCUCCCACCUCUCCAAGCUACUCUCCAACCUCCCCAUCCUAUUCCUCAACAUCUCCGAGCUACAGUCCCACUUCGCCCAACUACACACCCACCUCGCCAAGUUACUCUCCGACCUCUCCAUCCUACAGCCCCACCUCACCUUCCUACUCUCCCACCUCUCCCAAUUACACCCCAACCAGUCCGAAUUAUUCCCCCACAUCUCCUUCUUACUCCCCAACUUCGCCGUCCUACUCUCCAUCCAGUCCACGUUACACCCCACAGUCUCCCACCUACACCCCAAGCUCGCCCUCUUACAGCCCAAGCUCUCCAUCCUACUCCCCCACCUCUCCAAAAUACACUCCCACCUCCCCCUCCUACAGUCCCAGCUCUCCCGAAUAUACCCCAACAUCCCCCAAAUAUUCCCCCACUUCUCCAAAGUACUCUCCCACUUCGCCCAAAUACAGUCCCACUUCUCCAACCUACUCCCCAACUACUCCCAAGUACAGCCCCACUUCCCCUACUUAUUCUCCAACCUCUCCUACCUACACCCCAACCAGCCCCAAAUAUUCCCCCACCUCUCCGACAUACUCUCCAACGUCUCCAAAAUACUCACCCACAUCCCCUACCUACUCUCCAACUAGUCCGAAGGGCUCCACCUACAGCCCCACUUCUCCCGGCUACAGCCCCACCUCUCCAACCUACAGCCCAGCCAUCAGCCCUGAUGACAGCGAUGAAGAAAAUAAUUAAAGAUGGUUGGUGCCGGGGUUUGUCCUACUUCCCUUAUGGGCACUCUGACCCUGGGAUAAAGACUGAAGGAAAGCCACCCAGCUGG
Messenger RNA from Sinocyclocheilus anshuiensis, 6215 nucleotides. Its product is annotated as RNA polymerase II subunit A. Gene Ontology annotation, cellular component: RNA polymerase II, core complex. Gene Ontology annotation, biological process: transcription by RNA polymerase II. The record is from RefSeq and is a predicted model, not a curated record. The coding region runs from base 233 to 6130 and encodes 1965 amino acids. Gene Ontology annotation, molecular function: DNA binding. The transcript has 29 exons. Lineage: Eukaryota; Metazoa; Chordata; Actinopteri; Cypriniformes; Cyprinidae.